This is a messenger RNA of Thunnus maccoyii (southern bluefin tuna), 3126 nucleotides long. Its product is annotated as neurexin-3a-like. The record is from RefSeq and is a predicted model, not a curated record. Lineage: Eukaryota; Metazoa; Chordata; Actinopteri; Scombriformes; Scombridae. The transcript has 13 exons. The coding region runs from base 1 to 3126 and encodes 1041 amino acids.
AUGUCGACUACCAAAGUUGUUUCCACUUGUGGACCCAAUGUUCUAUCAUCUCACUCACAAGAAACAGACCAGAUUGCCCCUUGCACACAUGAAGAGGCAGAUACAAGGAAGCUACUCCAUGUGGUGGAUGCUGCAAGAAAAGUAUUUAAAAAGAUCACCCGGUGGACUGUGGACGCAUAUGUUGUGGUCCUAGCUAUUGUGCAUGUGUCAGAGCUGGACAUUGAGGAGCUGUGGGUGGCAUUUGGGACUGGCAAGAACUUCAGAUACAUACCUGCCCAUGAGAUUGCCAAGUCUCUGGGUCCUGACAAAUCCAAGACCCUUCCUGUGUUCCAUGCUUUCACUGGCUGUGACACAGUAUCUGCAUUUGCAACCAGGGGCAAGAAGACAGCAUGGGAUACCUGGAAUGCCGAUGACAUGGCAACAGAGGCCUUCAUGGCUUUGUCAAAGCAGCACCUCAAAAGAGCAGUGUACCAAGGAGGACACUGUUGGGGACAAGCACUUGAGGGGGCACCAAAUAUGCCAUCUCCAACAGACUGGGCAAGGGAAGAGAAUGUGGCCACUUUCCGAGGCUCAGAGUACUUCUGCUACGACCUCUCCCAGAACCCCAUCCAGAGCAGCAGCGACGAGAUCACACUCUCCUUCAAGACAUGGCAGCGCAACGGCCUAAUCCUUCACACCGGCAAGUCAGCCGACUACGUCAACCUGGCACUGAAGGACGGCGCUGUCUCCCUUGUAAUUAACCUGGGCUCUGGAGCCUUUGAGGCCAUUGUUGAGCCAGUCAAUGGGAAGUUCAAUGACAACUCAUGGCAUGAUGUCAAAGUGACCCGCAACCUCCGGCAGGUUACAAUAUCAGUGGAUGGGAUUCUGACCACUACGGGUUACACCCAGGAAGACUACACUAUGUUGGGCUCUGAUGACUUCUUCUACGUGGGUGGAAGCCCCAGCACCGCUGACCUGCCUGGAUCUCCAGUCAGCAACAACUUCAUGGGCUGUCUCAAGGAGGUGGUGUAUAAGAACAAUGACAUCCGUCUUGAAUUGUCCCGCCUUGCUCGAAUUGUGGACCCUAAGAUGAAAAUCCAAGGUGAAGUGUCCUACAAGUGUGAGAAUGUGGCCACCUUGGACCCCAUUUCUUUCGAGACUCCAGAGGCCUACAUCAGCUUGCCCAAGUGGAACACAAAGCGGAUGGGAUCCAUUUCCUUUGAUUUCCGCACUACCGAGCCCAAUGGCCUCAUCCUCUUCACCCAUGGCAAACCCCAGGAGCGCAAAGAUGCUGCCCGUAGCCAGAAGAACACCAAGGUGGAUUUCUUUGCAGUAGAGCUGCUGGAUGGCAGUCUGUACCUGCUGUUGGACAUGGGCUCAGGGACUAUCAAGGUGAAGGCCACCCAGACAAAGGUCAAUGAUGGUGCCUGGUAUCAUGUGGACAUCCAGAGAGAUGGACGCUCAGGCACCAUCUCUGUGAACAGCAGAAGGACCCCAUUCACAGCCAGUGGUGAGAGUGAGAUCCUGGACCUGGAAGGCGACAUGUAUUUGGGGGGGCUUCCCACUGACCGUACCAACCUCAUCCUGCCUACUGAGCUCUGGACAGCGAUGCUCAACUACGGCUACGUGGGCUGUAUCCGUGACCUUUUCAUUGACGGUCGAAGCAAGGACAUCCGUCAGAUUGCUGAGGCACAAAAUGGCGCUGGCAUCAAACCCUCAUGUAACAAGCAACCUGGCAAGCAGUGUGAGAGCUACCCAUGCAAGAACCGAGGUGUCUGCAAAGAAGGCUGGAAUCGAUUCAUCUGUGACUGCACUGGCACUGGCUUCUGGUCACGCACCUGUGAGAGAGAGGCUUCCAUCCUCUCCUAUGAUGGCAGCAUGUAUAUGAAGGUGGUGAUGCCGACCAUUAUGCACACUGAGGCUGAGGACGUCUCCCUGCGUUUUCGCUCCCAGCGGGCUUAUGGCCUCCUCAUGGCCACCACCUCCCGAGACUCAGCUGACACGCUCAGGCUGGAGUUGGAUGGGGGUCGUGUCAAACUCACGGUCAACCUAGGCAAGGGACCGGAGACGCUGUAUGCUGGGCAAAAGCUCAAUGAUAAUGAAUGGCAUACAGUGCGUGUGGUGCGUCGUGGCAAAACCUACAAGCUAACAGUUGACGAUGAUGUAGCAGAAGGCCAAAUGGUGGGCGACCACACUCGUCUGGAGUUCCACAGCAUCGAAACAGGCAUCAUGACAGACCGCCGAUUUGUUUCCAGUAUCCCAUCCAGCUUCAUUGGUCAUCUGCAGAGCCUCAGAUUUAAUGGCAUGCUCUACAUCGACCUUUGCAAGAAUGGUGACAUUGAUUAUUGUGAGCUCAACGCCCGCUUUGGGAUUCGUUCCAUUAUUGCUGACCCAGUCACCUUCAAAUCCAAGAGCAGCUAUCUGAGCCUGGCAACCCUACAGGCCUACACAUCCAUGCACCUCUUCUUCCAAUUCAAGACCACCUCCCCAGACGGCUUCAUACUCUUCAACUCUGGAGAUGGAAAUGAUUUUAUCGCUGUAGAACUGGUUAAGGGAUACAUCCACUAUGUUUUUGACCUUGGAAAUGGGCCCAACCUCAUCAAGGGUAAAAGUGAAAGGGCACUAAAUGACAACCAGUGGCACAAUGUGGCAAUCACCCGAGACAACAGCAACACCCACACACUGAAAGUAGAUGCUACAGCCACUAGUCAGAGUAUCAAUGGAGCCAAGAACCUGGACCUGAAAGGUGAUCUGUUCAUCGCAGGACUGGGUCCAGGCAUGUAUGGCAACCUGCCUAAACUGGUGGCUUCCAGAGAAGGCUUCCAGGGCUGCUUGGCGUCCAUGGAUCUCAAUGGUCGCCUGCCAGAUCUCCUUAGUGACGCCUUGUUUCGCAGCGGGCAGAUUGAACGUGGAUGCGAAGGUACUCCGUCCCUCAAAUCCAAGCCUGAUUUAGACUACUACAACACAAACUUCAACUCCAGCUCCAGCAGCCCAUUCUUCCUGCUCAAUGCAAACAGUCCCAGUACCACCUGUCAGGAGGACUCCUGCGCCAACAUGGGUAUUUGUAUCCAGCAGUGGGAGAACUACACCUGCGACUGCUCCAUGACCUCCUACACCGGCACACAGUGCAAUGACCGUGAGUGCUGA